GCUGGAACUCCAUUCGAUAAGGCGCAUUUCUGCAGCCUGUUUGCGGAGUUUUACUGACAGUCUAAAGGUUUUGCUUCAGACAUGACAGUUUUCAACAGUGCGCUGAGAUGGUACCUCCCGCUCUGCGUACUAUAUCUGACUGCUUCAGCAGAAUUUGACGGCCCUGUGGUGCAGACCAAUCUGGGGGGUCUGAGGGGGCAGUAUGUGGAGGUUAAGGGGAAGGAGACGCUGGUGCAUGCCUACCUGGGGGUGCCGUUUGCCAAGCCACCUGUGGGCCCCCUGAGACUGGCCCCGCCCCAGCCCACAGAUGGGUGGGAGGGGCUGAGGGACGCCACCAAGCAGCCAUUCAUGUGUAUUCAGAACAGACAGUUAUCCAUUGAUCUUGCUGCCGCUUUGUCCUUAAAAGUGGAAAUCCCUGAUGUGUCUGAAGAUUGCCUGUACCUCAACAUUUAUGUGCCAGCCAAAGCCUCAGAGAAAGCCAAGCUACCGGUCAUGUUCUGGAUCCAUGGAGGGGGAUUUUCAAUGGGUGCUGCAUCAAUGUACGACGGUUCGGUUCUGGCAGCCUACCAGGAUGUAGUGGUGGUGAUGGUACAGUACCGACUGGGACUCCUGGGUUUCCUGAGCACCGGGGACCAUCACAUCCCAGGAAACAUGGGUCUCAUGGACCAGGUGGAGGGCCUGCGUUGGGUCCAAGAACACAUCCACAACUUUGGAGGCGACCCUGGUGCUGUUACCAUAUUUGGCGAGUCCGCUGGUGGAAUGAGUGUAUCACUACUGCUCCUGUCCCCAAUGUCCACUGGUCUGUUUCACCGUGCCAUAGCUCAGAGUGGUACUGCUGUCAUGGAUGGCCUCCACUCCAGCAACCCUCUACCCAUGGCCAAGAUGGCAGCCAACUCAUCUGGCUGUGACAUCACCAGUACUGAGAAGAUUGCAGAAUGCAUGAAAGUCAUAGGAAAGGAGGCUUUAUUGACCAUUGCUGAGGACCCAAUGAUGAGAUUUGCCGUCACUGUGGAUGGGCACUUCCUCCCCAAGCCAGCGGAGGAGCUGUUCCAAAACCAGCAGCUUCACAAGGUUCCCUUCAUGACAGGCAUUAACACUGAUGAGGGUGGCUGGUUACUACCAGGGUUCUUUGCUCCUCCAAACUGGAUAGAAGGAAUGGACCGGGAGGAAGUCCUAGCUUUUCUAUCUUUGAUCUUCCCUGAUCCUAAAGAUCACUGGAAAGCUGAGUUAGUGACAGAUGAGUACCUGGGAACCUCUGGAGAUCGGGUGAAAAUCAGAAAUGGCUUCACUCAACUCAUUGGAGACUUUCUGUUUAAUAUUCCUGCUAUUAAGACAGCAAAUUCACAUAGAGAUGCAGGUGUCCCUAUGUACGUGUAUGAGCUCCAGGAACCUCCCACCAUCCUGACGAAGUUGAGGCCCAGCUUUGUGGGAGUGGAUCAUGCGGAUGACCUCAUAUAUGUCUUUGGAUUCUGCUUUGUGAAAGCCUUGGAAGGACGAUGCAUAGAGGAAGAUGAACGGCUAAGCUUGACUAUCAUGAAGUACUGGGGCAACUUUGCUCACACAGGGGAUCCUAAUGGAGCAGGUCUGUCUCAGUGGCCACAGUACGGGGCAGAGGGGGAUUACCUGGGGAUAGGGUUGGAGCAGGUGGCUGGUCAGCACCUGAGGAGGGAACGCUUUAUCUUCCACACCCAGACCCUCCCAGAGAAGAUCCGGCAGGUCAAAGAGAAGAUGUCAAAAGACAGUCCUGUGGUGCAGACCAAGCUGGGCGGUCUGAGGGGGCAGUAUGUGGAGGUUAAGGGGAAGGAGACGCUGGUGCAUGCCUACCUGGGGGUGCCGUUUGCCAAGCCACCUGUGGGCCCCCUGAGACUGGCCCCGCCCCAGCCCACAGAUGGGUGGGAGGGGCUGAGGGACGCCACCAAGCAGCCAUUCAUGUGUCUUCAGGACAAGGAUGUAAUGGUCAACUUGAUUUCUAAGAUGUCUUCUAUGACCAUGGAGUUCCCAGAGAUAUCAGAGGACUGCCUCUACCUCAACAUUUAUACUCCUGCGAAACCAGCACAAGAUGCCAAGCUACCGGUGAUGGUUUGGAUCCAUGGCGGCGGUUUCACCAUGGGCUCUGCCUCCAUGUUUGAUGGUUCUGCUUUGGCAGCCUACCAGGAUGUAGUGGUGGUGAUGGUACAGUACCGACUGGGACUCCUGGGUUUCCUGAGCACCGGGGACCAUCACAUCCCAGGAAACAUGGGUCUCAUGGACCAGGUGGAGGGCCUGCGUUGGGUCCAAGAACACAUCCACAACUUUGGAGGCGACCCUGGUGCUGUUACCAUAUUUGGCGAGUCCGCUGGUGGAAUGAGUGUAUCACUACUGCUUCUGUCCCCAAUGUCCACUGGCCUGUUCCAUGGUGCCAUAGCUGAGAGUGGUACUGCUGCCAUGGAUGCCCUCCUCACCCUUGACCCUCUGCUUAUAGCCAAGAUGGCAGCUAAUUCAUCUGGGUGUGACAUCACCAGCACUAAAAAGAUUGCAGAAUGCAUGAGAGCUGUUGGAGAAGAAGACAUAUUGACCCUUGCUAAGGACCAAACGAUGCGAUUUCUUGUCACCGUGGAUGGGCACUUCCUCAUCAAACCAGUGGAGGAGCUGUUCCAAAACCAGCAGCUUCACAAGGUUCCCUUCAUGACAGGCAUUACCAGUGAUGAGGGUGGCUGGUUACUACCCGGGUUCCUUGCUCCUCCAAACUGGACAGAAGGAAUGGACCGGGGAGAAGUUCUACCUUUUCUGUCUGUGAUCUUCCCUGAUCCUAAAGAUCACUGGAUAGCUGAGUUGGUGGCAGAUGAGUAUCUGGGAACCUCUGGAGAUCGGGUGAAAAUUCGAAAUGGCUUCACUCAGCUGAUUGGAGACUUUCUGUUUAAUAUUCCUGCCAUUAAGACAGCAAAUGCACACACAGAUGCAGGUGCUGCUGUCUACCUAUAUGAGUACCGGUACAUUCCUACAUUCAUCGCGGACACAAGGCCUAGCUUCGUUGGAAGUGACCACGGAGAGGAAAUAUUCACUGUGUUUGGAUUGUGCUUCACCACGACUCAUGUGAAACUAUCCAGCCCCUGCACAAAGGAAGAUGAACACCUAUGUAAAACUAUGAUGGGCUACUGGGGAAACUUUGCUCGCACAGGGGAUCCUAAUGGAGCAGGUCUGUCUCAGUGGCCACAGUACGGGGCAGAGGGGGAUUACCUGGGGAUAGGGUUGGAGCAGGUGGCUGGUCAGCACCUGAGGAGGGAACGCCUCAUCUUCCUCACCCAGACCCUCCCAGAGAAGAUCCGGCAGAGCAAAGAGGAGAAGGAACAUAGAGAGCUGUGAGCUCAACCUUACUUGUUUUUGUUCUACCAGACGCUUGUUAAUGGAAAAGUUUUUUUUGAAUUUCAAAGUGAGGGGACUGUAGUGUCCUCCAUUGACGGUUUGAGCUAGUUCUUUAUGAACAGAAUCACCUGAACCCAUCAUUCCCACAGCAUGUGGUACUGCUCCUUGUGGAGUCAAAACCUUGUGGUUUAACUUCUCUCCUGUCUAAAUCAUUUCUUUAACCCUCGUGCUGCCUUCGGGUCACAUGACCCAAAGGUUCAUAACGAACCAUCGUUGUGUUUACCCAAUUUUACCCAAUACAAAAACAAAUUAAAAUUAUUUUCUUUUAACCUUUGCAAUGUGGGGGGUCUGAGACAGCCCAACGGUUAAAAGAAAAUGCUUCACUUUGUCUUUGUAUGCGGUAAAUCUGUCGCAAUACGACGGUGGGUCACAAUGACUGAUGGGUCAGAAUGACCCGAAGAUAACACAAGGGUUAAUGCACUGCUCUGUAUUUCAAGGUUAGCAAUGAGGGAGCAAGGCUAGUCUUCAUUUCACUUUCCUAACCACAAGCCACCAGCUACUUGUUUUAACCACAAAUUGGAUUGCACCAAGCUCCACCCUCCCUGUAACAUGUUUUAGCAUAUUACAGAACUCUGGGAUUACAUUGUUGGUUACAUGUAUUUGGAUUGUAUGCUCCUUAAUUCUGGAAUGUCUAAUUAUGCAGGCGUACUGCACUGCUAAUGGUAUUAAACAAAUCAU
Messenger RNA from Osmerus eperlanus (European smelt), 4080 nucleotides. RefSeq names its product carboxylesterase 2b (gene ces2b). The transcript is spliced from 23 exons. Bases 82 to 3342 code for a protein of 1086 amino acids. The record is from RefSeq and is a predicted model, not a curated record. Lineage: Eukaryota; Metazoa; Chordata; Actinopteri; Osmeriformes; Osmeridae.